AUGGUUCAUGGAGAGACUUCUGAGGACACAGGGACAGUGGAAACAAUGCCUGCUACCCCCGAGUCUGAGAAGAUGGAGUCUGGGAGGUUAAAUUCCUUAGCCCUCAGGGGCUACAACCGGCAGAACAUCAGCGACCCAGUGAUGGACCAAGAACAAGACGUGGAGAACAAUGAUGACUUUCCAGGGCACCUUAUGAAGCGCCAUAGGUCUUUCCCCACGGUCUUUCUCUAUGAUAACACAGUGAGCCAGCCGGAUUUCAGCUUCAUCCUCCAAGCACUUGGAGAUAGAUCCGCUGAUAUUUUCGAUGAGAGAAAGCACCCCUUCAAACACAAACUGAGCAGAAAAACCCACAUGUCUCGUGAUCCUGAACUGCACGUUAUCUACAGAUUCGUCUGCGACCUUUUCAGUGCUGAGCACCUCACUGCUGAGUGUGCGAUUGUGACCUUGAUUUACCUGGAGAGGAUUAAGCAUUAUAUAAAAGCUUUCGAUGUGUGUCCCACUAAUUGGAAAAGACUGCUUUUGGCAGCUGCUAUCGUUGCCUAUGAGCUGUGGGACAAACAGGCUGUGUGGAGUGUGCCCUUCUGCCAGCUCGUCAAUAACAUCAUUACAUUCGACGACAUGAUUGAGAUAGAAAUGCAUUUUUUAAAUUACAUUCAUUUUGAUACUGAUGUUUCUGCCAGUCUCUAUGCUAAAUAUUACUUUGACCUUCGAUACUUAGUCCAUGAAAACAACCCUCUUGUUCUAGUAAAAAGUUUUUGCAAAGAAAUAAUACAGAGCACAGAGGCUAUUUCCAGAGGCUAUCAAAAAAAAGACCUGAGCAGAGCCUCUAUAAAAAGAUCUCUUAGCGCUGACAAUGUUAUUGGCAUGCAACACAUCAAAGCCAUGCUCACUAAAGAAAAUGAGGGAUUGUAA
Pipistrellus kuhlii (Kuhl's pipistrelle) is the source of this 912-nucleotide messenger RNA. RefSeq names its product cyclin-Y-like protein 1. The transcript has 8 exons. Lineage: Eukaryota; Metazoa; Chordata; Mammalia; Chiroptera; Vespertilionidae. Gene Ontology annotation, biological process: regulation of protein kinase activity; regulation of canonical Wnt signaling pathway. Gene Ontology annotation, molecular function: cyclin-dependent protein serine/threonine kinase activator activity. The record is from RefSeq and is a predicted model, not a curated record. Gene Ontology annotation, cellular component: plasma membrane. The coding region runs from base 1 to 912 and encodes 303 amino acids.